Messenger RNA from Rodentolepis nana, 948 nucleotides. Lineage: Eukaryota; Metazoa; Platyhelminthes; Cestoda; Cyclophyllidea; Hymenolepididae. The record is from the annotation of a GenBank genome assembly.
AUGUGGCAUCUGAUAAGGCGGUUUAUUGGAGAAUUUAUGUCUGCCUUCAUUACUAAUUUACCGGCUCUUUUCUUCGAUCAUACCAGAAAGAAUCAACAUUUCGUCAAUGGAAUUUACUCAGCCUCUAUUAUUUAUUUGGCCAUCUUUGUCACUUUUAUCAUAAGUGGAGCCCAAAUAAACCCCAUGACAACAUUGGCUGUUGUUUUAACGCGUAGAAUGUCGAUAGUCUUCGUUCCAUUCUAUCUUAUAGCUCAACUCCUUGGGACUGCCUGUGCGUUAUUGGCUGGAAUUGUACUUUCUCCAUUCGCAAGGAAUUUAACUCAACCUGGCAUGCCUAUGCCAGGUCCUGGGGUUUCUGACGAUCAAGCGAUUAUCAUGGAGAUCAUCAUCACAUUCGUAUUGGAAUUAGCAAUUGUGGCAUUGCUAGAUGAACUUAGAUUGCCAUCAUUUAACUGCCUGAAUAGGAUCAAUGCCUUUGUUUUAUUGAUUGGGGUAUUCUUUUGGAUUGAAACCACUGCCAUUCCAAUAUCUGGAGCCUGCACGAAUCCGGCGCGGUCCCUAGCUGCAUCGCUGAUCAACUUGAGUUUCAAAAGACAAUAUAUUUACCUCAUCGGGCCACCUAUAGGCGCAACUUUGGCAGUUCUAGUUCAGGAAGUAUUCCUAUCACCGGAUGCUUCUUUUGCCAGACUUCGAGCCCUCUUAAACAUUAGAGAACAUUUUGAUCGCAAUAUAUUUCACUCUGAACAAACGCUUCAAACUCAGAACGCUAAUGUGAAGAUUGACUAUUUCAGAAAGUCGUCUUCUGGUUCAUUUACCUCAACCAAGGAGAGCUUUGAGGUCGAUUAUAAUAGGAUUCCCAGAAUGAGAUUACAUUUUCCAAGGUUAUUUAACGCAGUGCUCACGCGAGUUUCAAGCUCCAGUAUUGAAGACCCAGACACCCAACAUUAG